UCUCCCGACUGCCCCGACGACAUACUUGGAAGGAUCGAGUGAAUGUGUGAGUGAGUCACUCACACAUUCAAGUUCUUGAGGGCUUGCCCGGAUCGAGGAGUGUUCCUCACAGUCAGGCUCAUGUGUUUUGUCAGUUCAGUGAUAAGGAUUGCCUAAGCCUCAUUUGAAGCCUCCGAGGAGUGUGAAUCGUUUCAUCUUGCUACACGAUUGCCAAUUCAGAACAGCAACUACCUACUAUUAGCCGAUUGAGACCGAGUGAUAAAACUAGAAAGAAAAAAUGACAAAGGGAGAUCGCCAGCUUCAACUUGACAAACGGGCCAAGUUCUUCUCGGACCCGACCUUUCAGGACAUUCUCGCCUACGACGACAAGGACCUCCAUCGAAAGCUCGACACGUUCAAGCAAAAGUCGUCGCUGGUCCUAGCCUCGCAUCAGCCCGAGGCUGCUCAUAACCUUCAGGUCACGUGUACCAAUGACAAGUUCAUGAUCCAAUUGGAAUUGCCCGGGUUCAGUCCCGAGGAUUUCACACUGAAGACCAGAGAUGACAUCAUUCUCUUGGAGGCCAAUCAUGAAGGAAAGGCCGACGGCGGAUCCGAAUUCACGUCCAGAAAAUACAAUAAGGAGUUUUGUAUGCCCGAUGGCGUACUCACCGAUCAACUCACAUCUUCCUACUCCUCUACGGGGAUUCUCAUCAUCGAGGCUCCCCGGCACGUCCAUGUGCCCGAAGGAGCCGCCCUAUCCGAGGCCAUGGCCGCCAAAUCCAAGGCCUACACAACGGAUGACGGUCGAACUGCCGUGAAGGAGAAUUCCUCGGCUAGCUCUCAGAUGUUGGCCGCCUCCACGGAGAGUCCAGAUGGUACGACCACGUCCACCAUGUCUUACUCCUCCAGCAGCUCCACCUCAAGCCAAAUGGUCAGCAGUGGUCCUGCAGGAUCCUUGUCCAUGGGAAUGGAGAUGCCCCCCAUGAGAGGCAUGACCUUGGAAGGGAUGGGCGGGGGAGAUCCCAUGGCCUUGGACAUGAGUGACAUGAUGAAGAAAAUGAUGAGUGAUAUGAAGAUGAGCAGCAGCAGCUUUGGCAACAUGGGAAAGAACACCAGCUCCACGAUGAUGUCCAGCUCGAAUGUUUCCACCAUGUCGUCUUCAUCAUCAUCAGUACAAUCCUCGAACAGCAUGUUCAGCGAUAUGGGCAUGAUGCCCCAACCUCGCCUGAGCUUUGGGAAUAUGGGUCAGAUGGGCGGUGAUAUGGGCAUGAUGGGACGACCAGGGAUGAAUAUGGGCAAACUGGAUAUUGAGGAGUUGAGCAAUGCAGGCAGCACGGCCACCAGUCCCACUCCCACUCCAACGCCGUAUACAGUAUCCUCUCCCCCGCCUACAUCUCGUAAAUCGGGUAAUUUUCCUGCAAUGACCCAUUCAGUCCAACCAACGGCGGACUUCCAGACAAUUCAAGACCCUCAAGCGGAUCAUACUGUACUGUUGAAACUCAAGGAAGGCGAUGAGUACAAACUGGUGUUGAAUAUGCAACAAUAUUCGCCUGACAAUAUCACAGUGAAGCUGAACGACCGAGAGCUCAGCAUUUUUGCUCACGAUGGACAAACCGAGGACUUCAUGCAACGCCAUUCCGUACCUAUUGGCAUUGAUUUGGACCAGCUCUCGUCCAGCUUCAGCGAGGAUGGGAUCUUGGUGAUCCGAGCUCCCAAAAUGAAGUAAUGCGCUCUCGAACGGUUCCAUUUUUACUUGUAUCUCUCUUCACACGAUCCUUAGAGACUAGGGACGAGGCUGCAAGGCCGCAAGGCUGGCCUCCAAGCUAUGUAUUGUACACCAGAUAGAGACAUGUAUUACUACUAUUAUUAUUGUUAUCCAAAUCAUUAUUCUUACUCUUGUCAUCAAUCGUUUCCCAUGAUAUUCCGAGAAACCACAAAUUUGGAACCCAAACUGGAUAAAAAUAAAAACAUUACAAAUGCAAACUA
Molecule: messenger RNA, 1965 nt
Organism: Tigriopus californicus
Lineage: Eukaryota; Metazoa; Arthropoda; Copepoda; Harpacticoida; Harpacticidae
Product: serine-rich adhesin for platelets-like
Exons: 4
Coding region: 278-1705 (475 amino acids)
Biological process (GO): response to heat; protein refolding
Molecular function (GO): protein folding chaperone
Source: RefSeq, a predicted model, not a curated record